Messenger RNA from Caenorhabditis briggsae, 1188 nucleotides. The transcript is spliced from 6 exons. Lineage: Eukaryota; Metazoa; Nematoda; Chromadorea; Rhabditida; Rhabditidae. Bases 1 to 1188 code for a protein of 395 amino acids. The record is from RefSeq and is a predicted model, not a curated record.
AUGAGUAAGAAACCCACAAGAGGAAAAAAAUUCAGUGUUCACAUGCCUAGAGAUCCCACACUUUAUCCUCUUUGUAAGAAAUGUUUAGUGAAUAAUUACAACAGGAGAGGCGAUUUGUGCAUUCGAUGUUACGAAGAAAAUGAAGCUCGAAAAGCAGAGAGGGUCUCAAAUGGAACAGCUGACCCAUUAUACGAUUGUCCUAUGUGCAAAUGUAAAAUGACAACGAAGUACAAAGAAAGCGAUCGUGGACCAGUUUGCACAUUCUGCUACAAUAAAUAUAAAGACGAGUUCCAAUGGACAUACGAUGAAAAGUUGGAUAUAUCCAAAAUUCUCACUCAAAAGAAAGAGCCAAAGGAUAUGAGAAAGCGGCAUCUACGUUGUGCCAAGUGCCAAGAAGUUUUUGUUGAUUUUGCGAUUUCUUCAAUCACCCUCUGCUCAAAAUGUUUUGUGUACACGAAGCCAACUGCGCCUGUUCAACCACCUAUAAUAAUGCCUGCAGUACUUGAAGCAGAUUUGUCUAGUGAGCCACCAAUGAAAAAAAGUCGGUCGAGGAAAACACCUGCUAAGAAGUCAGUGCGAACCGAAGCCAAUAAUCACAUCGAAGCACCUACUAACCCUAGAAAUGGUCCUCAUGCUCCAAAUUUCAACAAUAUCAACAAUCCAACUGAUAUUCCACCAGUGAUUGAUAAUUCUUUUGAUUGGUAUUCUUUACCACCACCGCUAGAAUAUCAUGGAGGUCAAUCUCAACCGUAUCAGCCUUCAGUCCAACCGUAUCAACAACCGGAAGCUCCACCGCUACAACAUUACCAAAACCCCACAUCACUGUACCAACAGCAGGAAGCAGUUGGUUACCAGGAUUUGGAGGCUCAACCUCCAGCACAUCAACAACAUCCUCCUCCACCCUAUUAUGAACCGUUUCAAGCACCGUAUCAUCAUCAGGAACAUCAGAACUGUCCUGUCCCACACCAUGAAUCACAGAUGCCAUAUCAACAGCCUCAGGGGGCUCAAGUAUACCAACAUCAUCAGACACCACCACCACCAAUUCCGAAUCAGAAUCAAUUCCAACCAAACUAUGGCUAUCAGUAUCAUACUGAACACAUAUUUGACAAUAGGCAACAUUCCGUCCAUCCAACUUGGAAUCAAAAUUAUUCUCAACACGAAAACUACAACUAUGGAUAUCAAAACUGA